GUAAGGGCGCGUCAUGUUGCUUCGGGUCACAAGCGCUAUGGCGCUGAUCGGAGCGGCCUCUUCGUUCAUGAUCAGCCUUCCUGCUCCUUCACACACAUCUUGUCUCACCACUGUAUGCUCUGUUGUGUCUCCCAAUCCUUCCCAGCCCUCGUUUUCCUCCUCCAGGAGAUCCAUCGUCGCUGGGAUCUUGAGCGUAGGGGGUGCUUUUCUUGCUGGCCCUGUUCUUGCGGAGGAUCGUCCAAAAAUCCCAGAGGAUCAGAUGAUAAAGCCUCCGUCAAACAGCUGCGCCCAGGGGGUUGGUGGCAAAUGCGAGGAGCUUGCAGAGGGAAACCCGCUCAUCAUGGAGCUUCAGAAGCGAUCUGCAGCAAACAGGUUGAAAUACCAAAAAGAGGAACUUGAAAGCUACUGGAACCGCAACUACAAGGACUUCUUCGACAACUCGUGCACUGCUCAGAAUCGCAAGUGCAAUUUUGUCCAGCGCGAAGAUGGAACCUGGGCGGUGAUCGACAAGGACAGUACAAUUCCCUUGAAGAGCAGCAAACAAUGAAGUGUCACUAGUAUGCGAAUCAGGCCAUGAAGGCGAUGCAGAAAAUGAUUUAUUCGCGGGUGAUGAUCAUCAUAUAAAGCGUUUCAACAAACAUUCAAAUAUUUACGAUCCGUCCUCAGGAAUUCCAAACCUAUCAAUCUUGCCCUUCUUGAUGUUCUUCGGAUUGGGACGUCCACAUUCCUUCCAGCGUGUCUCACAUCCAUGCAACGCAGCGUAUCGAAGCCUGUCCGAGAUGUCGUUGUUGGCUGCCUCUUGUCUGUAGGGGUUGCUCGCGCCUUUCAGCACAUCAAACAUGGCGGCUCCUC
Guillardia theta CCMP2712 is the source of this 852-nucleotide messenger RNA. RefSeq lists its product as hypothetical. The coding region runs from base 14 to 547 and encodes 177 amino acids. NCBI's taxonomy places the organism in Eukaryota, Cryptophyceae, Pyrenomonadales, Geminigeraceae. The transcript has 8 exons. The record is from RefSeq and is a predicted model, not a curated record.